CUGUAGACGUUUUCUUUUUUUUAAAAAAAAAAAACGAGCUAGUUGGGUCGGGUCGCAUUCGCGGCUGAUCUGGCCUGUAAAUUUAAAUAGACCGGCCUAGUCCAUUUAAAUAUUUUUCGAGAUAUUUUAGUACGAUAAGCCCAAUUUAUAAUGAGCCCAAUAACCGGCCUCGUCUCGCUCUUCCUCUGCCUCAGCGACCCGGCGAAACCCAAACCCUAAUCCCUCUCCUCGUCUCCUCCUCCCUCUCCUAUACCCCGCAUCCAUGGGGAAAUCGAGGAAGGCGAAGGCUCGCGCCCAAAAUUGGAAGAACGAGAAGAGCAACGAAGUGUUCCUCAAGCCCCAGAAGCAGCCGCAGAAGCAGAAGCAGAAGCAGAAGCAGAAGCUGCGGAAGCAGCAGAAGCAGAACCCCAUCCAGGACGAGGACCCCUUCCUGUUCGGAGGCGGCCCCAGUUCCUCCCCCUCCGACGACGGCGACGGCGCCGCCAACCCCGGCCGCAUCCACGCGCUCCUGGAACCCUACACCAAGGACCAGCUUAUCAGCUUCCUCGUCGACGCCGUCGCCGAGGACCCCGGCUUCCUAUACCGCGUCCGCGUCGCCGCGGAGACCGACGUCGCCCACCGCAAGGUCUUCGUCCACGGCCUCGGCUGGGACGCCACGCGCGACACCCUCUUAGAGGCCUUCGAGCCCUUCGGCCCCGUCGAGGACUGCAACGUCGUCAUCGACAAGGCCACAGGGCGCUCCAAGGGCUACGGCUUCGUCCUCUUCCGCACGCGCUCCGCCGCGGUCCGAGCCCUAAAGGAGCCCCAGAAGAAGAUAAAGAACCGCCUCACCUCGUGCCAGCUUGCGUCCCUCGGCGGCCCUCCCGGCGGCGGCGGCGCCGCCGCAUCAGGCGGCGCGCAUGGCGAUACGGCUGGCCGGAAGCUCUAUGUAAGUAAUGUCCCGGCGGACGCGCAGGCGGAUAAGCUCCGGGCGAUGUUUGCGCAGUUCGGUGAGCUCGAGUCUGGGCCGUUCGGGUUCGACAUGGCCACCGGGAAAUCGAGGGGCUUCGCGCUCUUCGUGUACAAGACCCAGGAGGGGGUGAAGAAGGCGCUGGCGGAGCCCCACAAGAUGUUCCAGGGUCGCCAGUUGCAUUGCCAAAUGGCAACCGAUUCAUCCCAGAAAGGAAAAGCCGCCUCCGCUUCCGCUGCCGCUGCCGCUCCCGCUUCUGCUGUUGCGCCAGCUGCUGCUCCCACGGUUCUCGGGCAUCCCUCGCAGACCGCACUUGCAGCAGCGGCGGCAGCACAGAAUCUCGCUCUGUAUAGCCAGAACCCGGCCUACGCAGCCUUACUAGGGCAGAACCCGUUCCUUGCAGCAGCUGUUUAUAAUCCAGCAGCAUUGGUGGGGCUUAAUCCCGCCGCAGUGGCGGCGGUGAACCCGGCUGCUGGAUUAGCUGCUGGUGCGCAGGGCCACGCAAUUGGUGGAGUAGGGGGCGCGGUGGCUGGCGGGGGAGCGCCUUCAGUGCUUGGGUCUUAUGGGUCGCAGGGAGCUGCAGCUUCCUUUCCCUAUCAAGGGUCUCGGCUAGGGCAGUCAUCAUCUGCCAGGCCUAGCAGGUCUUUUGGGCCUUCAUACAUUUGGUAAUCGAUUUUGAAUCUCAUCAUCUGAUUACUAUGGUUAUUUUGAUUUCCUUCGUGCUUUGGAUUGAUCCUUACUCUUUUUUAUCAAAUUUCUAUGAUUUUCCUUGGUUCUUUAUGUUUUUUAGUCAUUUUUUAUUCUUUUAUAAUCAUUAAUAAUUUCCUUGAUUACCGCCGUUUCAGUUAUGGAUUUGCAACUUAUCUUUUAUAUAUAUUUGUAUCAUGUGUCAAGAGGUUAAAGUUUUGGCAACCGUGUUUCUUUUUAGAAGUUGUGGGCCUUAUUUGGCUUCUGCUUCUUAAUCUCAAAUCUGUAUUCAUCUCGGCACAUCACAUGAAGUCAAUGAGCCAUUCUUUCAAAAUAACUAGGCUGGAGAUUUCCUAAUGUAGAUACUAGACUUGCUGCCACUCUGGAUAACUGCUGCAUUGGAUAUCUCCUAUGUAUAUUAUAACAGACAGAAGUGUGAUUAUAGUUGAUGCAGUGGCUCAACUUUGGGGUUAGCUCGUAUUUGAGUGAAUAGAUUAAAAGAUUAUGCAGACAAGUGCAUUUGAUUGUGCAGUUGAUUGGCAACAUUGGCAUACAAGUGGGAACUUUUUGUUAUCAAUUUCUCCUUAAUGCCUUACCAAUCAAUCUAGUAGCUCCUAGUUGUGAUCGUUAGUCUAUCACCAAGUAUUUCACGCUGUCUAUCAAACCUUCACAAUUGCUGAGACUAUAUGUGACAUUCCUAAGACUUGGCAGUCUUAUAUAUAGGAUAUAACAGGGUUAAACCUCUUAAGCUGGUUGUAACAUUUUGAGUGAUAGUUAGAUUUAAGAGGUUAAGAAGGUUGAGCGUGUUAGAGCUAUAGUAGAUCUAGAUCUAGGAUAGGUGCUCCCCUGGAAACCGGGGUGCCACAGUUGGUAUCAGAGCCAAUUACUAGCCGAAAUUGUGAAAUGAGUCUCAGCUGAGCCACGAUCAUAUAGCUGGCAGGACGCAACUUUCCAGCUGACGAUCGAUGUGCGUGGAGUGCGGCUCCCUACAAGGUCUACUAAGGCUAGCGAGAUGAGUCUCACAUCGCCUUCUGCUUGUGAGUAUGCUUGAGCCUGACGAGGACGUCAAGGCUUAAAGGGGGGAGGAAUGUGAUAUCCCCACAACUUGAAAUAGUUCUAUAUAGAGGAUAUAAUAGGUUAAACUUCUUAACCCGAUUAUAGUAUUUUGGAUGAUAGUUAGACCUAAGAGGUUAAGAAGGUUAAAUGUGCUAGAGCUAGAAUAGUUCUAGAAUGGAUAACCCCCCUGAGAAGCGGCACGUCAUACUGUAUGUGUAUUAGCCCUGCAGUAUUUCAAAAUGUAUGAGAAAAGAGUCGAGAAUUCUAUUUCACAAGCUUUGCGGCAAAUGAUAGUUUGUUGUUGUUCUUUUUGUUUUUUAUUCUUCUUUAUAGGUCUGUGUACAUAAGCUUUAUUUUUCACUUUGAAUGAUUUUUUCUUUUUCUUUUUUUUUGGUAAUGCAUAUUUUUUAUGCAUUAACUCUUUUUAUAUGUUUAGUAAUUUACAGCUUAUUUACUUUGGCAUUUUAAUCUGAUACUUAAGUAUUGUUUAAAUUUUGAGAAAAAUGUUUUAUUCUAUUGACUUGUGGUCCAGCCAGUUAAUUCCAUGGUUGGAUCAAUUAUUUGGGUGACAAUUCCUAGCUGGGUCAAGGCCAUGUUCAGGUCUGAUAACUAUGGGUGUAACCAAGUAGCUUGUAUGUACUUUGAGUGGCUUGAAGAGGUGGUUGGUAUGAUAAUGUUUCUUAUCAGCAAGUUUGCUGUUUUGAAA
Ananas comosus (pineapple) is the source of this 3398-nucleotide messenger RNA. Its product is annotated as UBP1-associated protein 2B-like. The record is from RefSeq and is a predicted model, not a curated record. Gene Ontology annotation, molecular function: RNA binding. The coding region runs from base 263 to 1618 and encodes 451 amino acids. The transcript has a single exon. NCBI's taxonomy places the organism in Eukaryota, Viridiplantae, Streptophyta, Magnoliopsida, Poales, Bromeliaceae.